AUGAAGCUAUGUGGCACGGUGGUGAGCAGCACUUUUGCCGUCUUCUUGGUUCUGCACCCGGGUCUGAUCGCCAUUAUGGGUCAGCAAAACGAACUACAGAUUGGGGUGGCAGGCCAGACGGUGAUCCUGAACUGCAAAGGCAUACCUCAUAACUCAGGUGUGACCUGGAAGUACUAUAAAGUUGUUAUAAGGAAGUUUAUAAUGAGCAAUUUGAAAGGUAAAGCUACCAUGACUGAUCGAUCUGAAAUCAGCUCCAACAGUAAACACCUGAAAGUGUUCAACUUAAGGCUUUCCGAUGCUGGAAUCUACACCUGUGAAUAUGACUCCCACACAGUCAGUAUCUCACUGCAUGUCUUUGAAUUGACGAUUUCUUUAGGUGGGCACUUUCUGCCAAAUGAAGUUCCCCAGCUGACUUUAGUGCAAAAUUCAUCCCAACCUCUACCUGAUCUCAACAUCGCAUUGUUUGACAGUAACAACAACGCAGUAAGACCAAAACCCUUACCAAAGAAUACUCGUCAAAAAUACAUACUGGAGUUAAAGGAACUGGAGGCUACGGACAGUGGGCCCUGGAUGUGUCACAUCCAUUCUGACUCUCCAUUGAUUAAUCACAACAUCACCUUUGAUGUGAAGGUAUUAGGUUUUCAGAAUCCAGGCUUGGAAAGGAAGUAUGCAACUGUUGAUAGCACUGUCAUCUUGUCGUGGCAUCUGAAUUUUCAGAAGAUAAAAUGGAAAAAAGGUUUCACAGGACAACUGAAAUGGAAACAACAGGAAAGUACAACCACUCAUGAGCUUCUUGAUUUCAAUGUCACAGCACGGGGAGAGAAGCAUGAGACCAAAAAAAGCAGCCACUUUCGGUUUGAGAUACCUGAAAGCAAACCUGAAAACACCAUAAACGUGAAACUCCCCAAAGUCCAUUUCAACCAUUCUGGGCAGUACCAGUGCCAGCUGGCAUACAACGGAAGAGACACACACAGCAGGAUAGAGCUGGUGGUGAUGAAAGUCUCAGCUAACCCUGUUGGGCCGCUCUCCAGAGGGGCCAAGAUGACCCUGACCUGCCAGGUGUCUAGUCCACUCCCACCCAAUGCCCACUUGCGCUGGGAACGUGUGAAUGGGACUCAGAUGGACAUCAAGAUGUCAAAGAAGAAUGAAGCAAAGGUGGAGGUGAAUGUCAGUGCUGCAGGGCUGUGGAACUGUCACCUCAUAGAAGGCAAUGAGAUGAAGAUCAGCCUUAAUUACCCCGUGGAGGAAGCUCCUGUUUGGAUCAGCUAUGUGGUAAUCGGAACAAGUAUUGCAGGCAGCGUGUUGGUGUUUGGCCUAGCGUGCCUGUGCAUCAUCAGUGGCAUAAGCUGGCAACGGAGAAGGCAACGGGCAAAAAGGAUGGUACGAGCAAGACAAUAUUUGCUGGAAAACAAGACAUGUCAGUGUCAACAAUGCACAGACUGCCCUGAUUGA
Messenger RNA from Charadrius vociferus (killdeer), 1452 nucleotides. RefSeq lists its product as uncharacterized. Lineage: Eukaryota; Metazoa; Chordata; Aves; Charadriiformes; Charadriidae. Bases 1 to 1452 code for a protein of 483 amino acids. Gene Ontology annotation, biological process: interleukin-15-mediated signaling pathway; positive regulation of ERK1 and ERK2 cascade; T cell activation. Gene Ontology annotation, cellular component: external side of plasma membrane; membrane raft. The record is from RefSeq and is a predicted model, not a curated record. The transcript has 9 exons. Gene Ontology annotation, molecular function: MHC class II protein binding; protein tyrosine kinase binding.